CUCUCUCCAUCGUGCAUAAUUUACUGACGUUCUAAAUGUGGCUGAAUAUCUUUGCAAAUGACUAUCAUUCAAGUGGUUUUUUUUUUUUUUUUUUUUUUUGCCCAAAGCCAUACGUAAUUGGACGGUUGAGUUUGUAUGAAACGCGGCUAAGGCGGAAGGAUACGCAGCCUGGUAGCGGUGACGUCAUUGGUUGCUUGGUGAAAUGACCCUGAUGGUUUUACACUAAGAUGCUGUUGCUCAGUUUACAACCAGAUCGCCGCGCUGCAACAACCACUCUACGUCCUUGUCUGCGCCGAGCUGACAGAAUGGCUUUUUGAAUUUUACAAGAAGUUGUAACCACGAAGACGCCGUGCUUUGCUUUGGCAACGCACCCCCAAGCUCUCUAUACUAUUUCUCAGCAAGAAUGGAGUUUCACUAUGCCCACCCAGCCCUGCUCUCCGUGGCCCAGCUGUCAGACCCCACCUGCUCCCAGCACAUGCUCGGACUUGGCCUGAACCUAAGUGCCGAUGGACAGAAUGAUGAUGGCGACGCCGUCUCCUGUUUGGAAGACGCUUCGUGCGUGCCCGGCAGACCCCCUCGCUCUCUCUCACCCACAGGCUAACCCCAGCCAAUCACAGGGGUGCAGGGGGGAGGUGUCAGAGGGGAGUCAGCACUUAAUUGGUGAUGUUCUCACCGACUGGAUGACGGAAGAAGUGGACUUCUCCUCGUACCUCCCGAACCCUCCCUCCCCUCCUUCCUCCACAAACGCCUCCCUUCCCCCGUCACCCCUUCGCAAUGACAUCCAGGUGCCCUCCGACUUAGAGGUCAUGACCUCUCUGCUGCAAGAGGAACUAGCCCAACUGGAAGACUACUUCCUGUCCGAGCCACUGCUGGAGAAAGGUCUCAGGCUGGGGAAAUGCGACCGGGGUCCGCUGAUGACGGGCCCUCAACCGUUCAAUCAGCUGCCCUACGCGUCGUACUCCGCACCCAACUCAUCGGAAACCAGCCCGUUUCUUCUAAGCCUGGCAAGCGGAGAACUGGACUUGCUCGGCGUAUGCGGGGGGGCGGUAGGGCGGUCCAAAAUUCCCAGGCACACGCCAUAUAGCUGCGGUCGCCCCAGCCCGUGCGUUAGAAAAAGAAUCCCAGACAGUGUGAGAUUAAGUGAAAAUUAUGACAACAGUUCAAGUUCCAAAGGAAUCAACUCAGGUAACCCAUCACUCAGUUACUGCUGUGUGGAAGAGGAGCAGUCAGUGGGGAAAGGCUACUGCCUGGGCAGUGCCGUCGAGCUCCGAAAAUGUGCCAUUUUAGCAAAAGAAGAAAAAAACUGCUGCUUCAGUCACAACGCUCUUGGCAACGCAAAGCUCGGUGGUGGAUUCCAUUUCGGCGCCUCACUUGACGACUCGUCAAAGAAAGAAGAUCUGUUGAUGUACAGCAUGAGGGAGGUGAGCGCCGGCACCGCUAACAGCGGCACGGCUAACAGCGAGGUGCUGAACAGCAUCAAGACUGGCGUGGAGGUGACAAAAGCGACGGUUUCCUGGAAAGCCCAGAGCAGUGAAAGUUGUUAUCUUUCGACACCACCCCAGUCUGAGACCUAUCAUAGCUUCUUCACCGAGCAGGUCAAAGCGGAGAAUCUGCAGAUAGGGCAGCAUGACUUGCACUGCAAUUUCCUGGAGGAUCCGGGUCCAGAGUGUCUUUUGAUGGCAAGGGACAGUCCGAACUUGGAAUCCUGCAGUUUGGAAGAAGACCACUGUGCUGUGAAAUACGAAUUUGACGUCAUUCCUUCAGAAGUCGGAGGAGAGCGCAAACAGAAGAAGAGGGAUCAGAACAAAACGGCCGCUCAUAGGUAUCGGCAAAGAAAAAGGGCAGAGUUAGAUUCUCUGGAAGAGCAGCUGCACUGCCUGGAAGGGAGGAACCGUGAGCUGCGCGACAAGGCAGAGUCCGUCGAGCGUGAAAUCCAGUACGUCAAAGACCUCCUGAUCGAAGUUUACAAAGCCAGAAGCCAAAGGCUAAAGCAGGACACAACAGGAUAACCCCAAAGUCCCGCCAAGAAAUCAGAACAGGGAAGUUUUCAUGCCAUUUUGAUUGUCCAGGAUUGAAUGUCACUUUGUUUUGAGUCCAUCAUGCAUGAAGCGAUGGUGACAAUGCAUUCACACUCCAUUUCUUGAGGCAGGCAAUGCUGUAAUGACAAUCAUUGUGUCAUGUGUGAAUCUUAAAAAAACUUCUAAAAAAUUACAAAAAAAAGAAAAGAAAACUCAUUACGCGGGUUAAGAUUUUA
Messenger RNA from Syngnathus acus (greater pipefish), 2254 nucleotides. RefSeq names its product activating transcription factor 5a (gene atf5a). Gene Ontology annotation, biological process: regulation of transcription by RNA polymerase II. Gene Ontology annotation, cellular component: nucleus. The record is from RefSeq and is a predicted model, not a curated record. Lineage: Eukaryota; Metazoa; Chordata; Actinopteri; Syngnathiformes; Syngnathidae. Bases 507 to 2009 code for a protein of 500 amino acids. Gene Ontology annotation, molecular function: DNA-binding transcription activator activity, RNA polymerase II-specific; RNA polymerase II transcription regulatory region sequence-specific DNA binding. The transcript has 4 exons.